Molecule: messenger RNA, 543 nt
Organism: Brassica oleracea var. oleracea
Lineage: Eukaryota; Viridiplantae; Streptophyta; Magnoliopsida; Brassicales; Brassicaceae
Product: cytochrome b561 and DOMON domain-containing protein At5g48750-like
Exons: 1
Source: RefSeq, a predicted model, not a curated record
AUGUGCUUUCUGUUCUUGUCGUGUACACCACUCUUUACGUCGGCAACAACAACAACAGUUCAAGGACUUCAGCCUCGAUGUGAAUCUCACAUCUUCAACAACGGAAAACAUUACCGUUCUUGCAAGGAUCUUCCCGUGUUAGACUCGUUCCUACACUUCAGUUAUGCUCGAGAAACCGGAGUUCUCGAUGUUGCUUACCGUCAUGCCAAUCUUGAGUCUUCUAGUUGGAUCGCUUGGGCCAUAAACCCGACCAAAAAAGGCAUGUUAGGCGCUCAAGCUCUCGUGGCUUAUCGUAACUCAACAUCUGGCGUCAUGCGUGCUUAUACUUCAAACAUCAAUAGCUACGCUACUAUGCUUCAAGAGUCUCCUCUUAGCUUUCGUGUAACGCAAGUAUCCGCCGAGUAUCUUGAUGGAGAGAUGACGAUAUUCGCAACUAUGGUGCUGCCUCCUAACACAACCGUUGUGAAUCACUUAUGGCAAGACGGUCCGUUGAAGGAAGGAGAUAGACUUGGGAUGCACGCAAUGAGUGGAGAUCAUCUCAAA